UUCGGAUGAGCCUAACUAGGCUGGGGGCUGCCGCACGUCCGUUAAAAAUAGCAGUGCGCAGCGUGGUGGGGGCGGCGGCCCGACGGUCCCGGCGGCGCGCAGUGCCUGGCGCACCGCGGAGCGGAGCAGCGCGGAGCGGGAAUGUCGGAGGAGUAAAAGUGGGGGGAUGCCAGUUUCUAGAGCACUUUUCCUCAAGGAGACCGAGGAGAGGGCGGUGGAGUUGUGUUGUGUCGCUAGAUAGAUGGCUGUUCUACGCUCCAGGCUGUCAGCCGAGGAAGGCUCCCUUGGAAAAGGCCUCCGCGAACUGCUGGGAACUUUUCUCUGCUGCACGUACUGGAAUAGGGAGCGAUUACUGAAAGGCACGGGAGAGGCUGCUGGCAUUUGAAAGUCCCUUUACCGCUCCUUGGUGCAAUACAAAUUCCGUUCUGGGUGAAGGCAGAGUGUAGGCUUUAACCUAUAUCCUUACCCACGUCAGCUGGCCUGGGUGGAAAGCAUCGCUGUGGUCUGAUGACAGACUCCAACCGUCAUGUUAAGGUAAAGCAGAAAAGCUCAGUGCUGAACAUGCUAAAGAAGUUGGACAAAAUAAGGUUCAGAGGUCACAAGAGAGAUGAGUUCCUUGAUUUAGCAGAGUCUCCAAAUGCGUCAGACACUGAAUGUGGAGAUGAAAUUCCAGUGAAAAUACCUCGCACAUCACCCCGAGACAAUGAAGAGCUAAGAGACCCUGCUGGUCCAGGGACCAUCAUCAUGGCUUCAGGAGUCCAGGAUUUUAACAGAACGGAGUCUGACAGACUGAAUGAGAUCAAAGGGCACCUGGAAAUAGCCUUACUGGAGAAACAUUUUUUACAGGAGGAGCUCAGGAAGCUGAGAGAAGAAACAAAUGCGGAAACAUUAAGGCAAGAGCUAGAAAAAGAAAGGCAGAGGAGAUUAGAACUAGAACAAAAAGUCAACGAAGUACUUAAAACAAGAGCAGAAGAGGUGCCUGCAACUCAGCAGCCUGCGAAGCCACAGUCACAGGCCAAUGGAUCAGAUAAGCGCAGUCACACAGUGUGUUCAAGACUCCAGAAGUGGUUUUACGACAAAUUUGGGGAGUAUGUUGAGGACUUCAGAUUUCAGCCAGAGGAAAAUACAGUAGAAACGGAAGAACCACUUAGUGCUAGAAGGUUGACUGAAAAUAUGAGAAGAUUAAAGAGAGGUGCCAAACCUGUUACUAAUUUUGUGAAGAAUCUUUCUGCCUUAUCAGACUGGUAUUCUAUCUACACUUCUGCUAUUGCCUUUAUUAUUUACAUGAAUGCUGUAUGGCAUGGCUGGGCCAUUCCUAUGUUCUUAUUUUUAGCAAUUUUGAGGUUGUCCCUAAAUUACCUCAUAGCCAGGGGCUGGAGAAUUCAGUGGAGCAUUGUGCCUGAAGUUUCUGAACCCAUGGAACCUCCAAAAGAGGACCUGACAGUGUCAGAAAAGUUUCAGCUUGUUCUAGACGUGGCUCAAAAAGCACAGAACCUUUUUGGCAAGAUGGCAGACAUACUGGAAAAAAUAAAAAACUUGUUCAUGUGGGUCCAGCCAGAAAUAACACAGAAGCUCUACAUUACUCUUUGGGCAGCUUUUAUUGCAUCCUGCUUUUUACCCUACAGGAUUAUUGGGCUUGCAAUGGGUCUGUAUGCUGGAAUCAAGUUUUUCCUUAUUGAUUUUAUCUUCAAACGAUGUCCCAGACUUAGAGCUAAGUAUGAUACUCCUUAUAUUAUCUGGACAAGUCUCCCGACAGAUCCUCAGCUUAAAGAAAGAUCUAACGCUACAGUGUCGAGACGGGCAUCGUUGUACUACAGUACCCCUAAAAGCUGGAUGCUGUCAGGGCAUGAAAAGCUUCAAACAGCAGUGUCAAGAAGUUAUGUAGGCUCAAGCGCUCCAGCUGGAAUAAACAAGGAUGAAGACAGUAGUCGUUUUCAUACUACCAAGAGAGGCAAUUUCCAUGAAGUUUUUAACCUGUCAGAAAAUGAGCGCCCUUUAGCAGUGUGCGAAAAUGGCUGGCGCUGUUGCUUGAUUAACAGAGAUAGAAAGAUGCCUACAGACUACAUUAGGAAUGGGAUUCUUUAUGUCACAGAAAAUUACUUAUGCUUUGAAAGCUCCAAAUCUGGCUCAUCUAAAAGAAAUAAAGUUAUAAAGCUAACGGAUAUAACAGAUAUUCAGAAGUAUAAAGUACUCUCUGUUCUUCCGGGAUCAGGAAUGGGAAUUGCUGUUUCAACACCAUCUACACAAAAACCUCUGGUGUUUGGUGCGAUGGUACACAGAGAUGAAGCUUUUGAGACAAUUUUCAACCAAUAUGUGAAAAUAACCUCUGCGUCAUCGAACAGUGAGAGCUAGUAUCUUACCUUAGAAGAUCUAAAGAAAUUUUCUUAAUUUACAAUUUGGCAGUGGGAAAAAAUGAACAUCCUCAUCUAUUUUGCAAUAAUUUUUCUUGUCUUGUGGUUUUUAUUCUAUCUGUUACAUAAAUCAAGUGUAUUUUUUAUAUGCCUU
Rhea pennata is the source of this 2505-nucleotide messenger RNA. It is a transcript of the gene GRAMD4, whose product is annotated as GRAM domain containing 4. Bases 508 to 2352 code for a protein of 614 amino acids. The transcript is spliced from 22 exons. Gene Ontology annotation, biological process: negative regulation of toll-like receptor 9 signaling pathway; apoptotic process. Lineage: Eukaryota; Metazoa; Chordata; Aves; Rheiformes; Rheidae. The record is from RefSeq and is a predicted model, not a curated record.